Molecule: messenger RNA, 1053 nt
Organism: Strongyloides ratti
Lineage: Eukaryota; Metazoa; Nematoda; Chromadorea; Rhabditida; Strongyloididae
Product: Protein-tyrosine phosphatase, receptor/non-receptor type domain and Protein-tyrosine/Dual specificity phosphatase domain and Protein-tyrosine phosphatase, catalytic domain-containing protein
Exons: 2
Coding region: 1-1053 (350 amino acids)
Biological process (GO): protein dephosphorylation
Molecular function (GO): protein tyrosine phosphatase activity
Source: RefSeq, a predicted model, not a curated record
AUGGGAAAUCAAAAUACAACUCCACAAAAAGAGGAAAUAGCUAAUGGAAGAAGUGUUAAAAUAAAAAAAACAGAAAAAAAUAGCAAUAAUUGGGCAAAGAAAACAACAAAAAAAAGUUAUGAAGAUUUAAUUAAUGAGUAUAAAUUAAUAAAAGGAUAUAACUCGCCUGACAUGGGAUUGAAUACUCAUAAAGGGCAGUCAACUGGAAAUAGAUAUAGAGAUAUACCAUUACUAGAAAGUACAAGAGUUAUUUUAAAAAAUAGAAAAGAGGAAGAAAAUUAUAUUCAUGCAAAUUGGAUAGAAAUUGAUGAGAAUCAAAAAUUUAUUUGUACACAAGGACCAAUGUCAUCAACAGUUGAUGAUUUUUGGGAGAUGAUAUUUGAAGAAAAAGCAUUUUCAAUAUUAAUGUUAUGUGGUAUAUGUGAGGAAGGUUAUGUUAAAUGUAGUGAAUAUUGGCCGCAAGAAGUUAAUACUUCUAAAGUAAUUGGUCCAUUUAAAAUUGAAAAUUUAAGUGUUUCACUUAGUGCUAAACCAAAAAUGACAACAACACUUCUUAGGGUAACUAAAAAUGGAGAAAGUCACACAUUGAAACAUUAUCAAUAUUUGGAAUGGCCAGAUGUUGGUACACCAAGAAAUGAUCUCAUAUUUCCAUUUAAACUUCUUGACAUGGCUACAGAUAUUCAGUUAAAUCAUAAUAAUAAUCAUCAUCAAAAAUUAUUAUCAUCAAAUGAUCUUACAAAAUUACCAGGUCCAGUUGUGAUACAUUGUUCAGCUGGAAUUGGAAGAACAGGAACACUAAUUGGUUUAUACUUAGCUAGGCAUCAUCUUCAAACAAAAAAUACUGAAUUAAAGAUGAUUGAUUUAGUUAAAAAUUUAAGAAAUCAACGUGCUUUUUGUAUACAAAAUGCACAACAAUAUAUUUAUAUGCAUGCUUCUUUAUUAAAAUACCUUUUGGAUCAAGGGUGGAUUGAAGAAAAUACGAGUUACACAAAAUGGUUAGAAGUAAUUGAAAAAGAAAUGGAAGUAGAACAAACAAGAAAAGAAUGUUAUUGA